This is a messenger RNA of Aspergillus nidulans FGSC A4, 2274 nucleotides long. Its product is annotated as WD40 repeat domain-containing protein. The transcript has 2 exons. The record is from RefSeq and is a predicted model, not a curated record. Bases 1 to 2274 code for a protein of 757 amino acids. NCBI's taxonomy places the organism in Eukaryota, Fungi, Ascomycota, Eurotiomycetes, Eurotiales, Aspergillaceae.
AUGGCGCCGGAUGAUGAUGCGCAUCCUGCGGGCGCCCAUGCGGCCAACCUGCCAGAGCAGCGUUUAGAGCGGCCUGUGGAUGGGUUGGAUUCCAUCGCGACCUCUCUUCAAGACCCCUAUUCCGAUGAGGCGCUCUCCGCUUUCAUGUCGGUACCUCAUUAUCCGGAGGCAACCAGUCACAGGACGAGCAUUCCAGUGUCCGAAAUCGUUAAUGCGGUUAUUGAACCAGGAGACUUCUUUCGUCGCCAGAGCACGUCUAGCCAGAGAAUUUCAGGAUCCCAGAUCUCUCCGCCAAUGGAACUGUAUGUGUCCGAUUCGGAGAUGACUGAUACACUGUCGGAGGUGGGCGGCGUGCCUCUAGACGAAUAUCACAUAGAACAAAUGAGGCUGGCCGAGUUUGCCAGCCGGUUCGUCCAUGAGGCGAUUGCUCAGAACAACCACGCCGCAGUGUCAGAAACAACCGAAGAAGCCAGCGCAACGGAUUCGGUGAUGCAAUACGAGCUUCAUACGUCUGGGCAAGAGCCAAUAUCAUUCUCAACGGCGGAGGACGACGAUGACACGCGGAAGUUCUACCUGGACUAUGGCGAUGAUGACUACGAGACCAAUUCCCAGUCUUCCUCUAGCGGUGACGGCCACUCGCAUGUUUCAAACGUCGAUUUGGACGAUUUUUAUCGACCGCCGGGUUACACGUAUGGCUCCCAAAUGUCUGGAUUCGACCCUGCUUCCAGCCAUGAGGAUCAUACCAACUUCUUUUCCGACGCCGAGGACGCAAAUACUGACCCAGCCGCGGACCCUCACUUUGCAGAGUCCGUCAUACAUCAUGGAACCACCCAAGAGAGAAACUAUGAUAUUGACCAGUUUAUUUCGCAAUGGCUCUACCAAUCGUCUACUGCGUCGAUACCAAUGCUGUCACUAUCGCCGCAGGUAUUUCUUCAGAGUACUUUAUCCAACAUCAUGCGAUGGCAGCCACCGGCGAAGAUCACGCGGCCGAGCGGUUAUACUGGAGACUUCUACGACAUCCAACAGAUCCCCUGGUGGGAGAGGUUGCGGGUGAGGCGAGCUGAUGCGCGCCGGUUGCGAGACCAGACGUAUGAAUCGUACCAAAAUCUUCCACAAUACAGCCAGCGACGGACAGGGAGGAGGCUGCCUGAGGAAGAGUUUUAUUUCCAGGGAAAAUCGAUGUACACGGCUCACAAAGCCACGAUCGAACACUUCCAGCUCCGCAACCUGAUGUCCGUUCCCGCGUACAACACUGUACACUUUGCGCACGAAUCCAAGUUGUAUUCGUGGGUUCCGGCAUAUGACGACUUGCAAUGUCUGAUCGACCUGUCCGUACCUAAUGCUGAGUCCGGUUUUCAGGGCCCGGUCAAGAUUUCGACCAUGAAAACGGCUGUAGGUGUAUCUAUUGCCGGCGGCUUCUUCGGAGAAUAUGCCGUGCGGGCUAUGGGGACUGAAACCAAGGGAGUGGAAGGAUACGUUACAAAAGACCCCAACGGAAUCACCAACCACAUCGAUAUCAUCCCAAGUCGCACGAAUCGGUCGCCAAUCGGGAUUUUUGCUUCUAAUGAUCGCCAUGUGCGGACACUAGAUUGCGAAACUAACACCUUUCUUACUGAUCAUGAACUCACGCAUGCGGUCAACUGUACAUCUACUUCACCUGAUGGUCGGCUCCGUAUCGUUGUCGGCGACUCCCCCGAUGCCUGGGUCGUUGAAGCGGAGACAGGCCGACCGGUUUACCCUCUGCGUGGACAUAAGGAUUUCGGCUUCGCCUGCGCCUGGUCCCCGGAUAUGAUGCAGGUCGCCACUAGCAAUCAAGACAAGUCAGCGAUAAUCUGGGAUGCACGGACAUGGCGCAUGCUGGAGAAGAUCGAGUCCGACGUAGCGGGCUACCGGUCUCUACGAUUCUCUCCAGUCGGCGGAGGUCCGCGCACCCUGCUGCUCUGCGAACCGGCAGACCGGAUAGUGAUUGUCAAUGCACAAACAUACCGAUCGCGCCAGGUCCACGACUUCUUUGGUGAAGUUGGAGGAGCAGACUACUCGCCUGAUGGAAGCACAAUAUGGGCAGCCAACACGGACGAGCGGUUUGGUGGGUUUAUGGAGUACGAUCGGCGGCAGUGGGGGCAGCAGUAUGGCUUGCAGCAGUCACCGAAUGAAUGGGUCAAGGAGGCAGAUCUUGACGAAGAUGAGCGCUGUAUACUCAGCGAACGAGAACGACAGUCGAGGCACUUGUGGAAUUUAUGCGACGAGGGGCACGAGGAGUUGCUGCUGUGCUAG